Trichoderma gamsii is the source of this 675-nucleotide messenger RNA. RefSeq names its product NAD dependent epimerase/dehydratase. The coding region runs from base 1 to 675 and encodes 224 amino acids. The record is from RefSeq and is a predicted model, not a curated record. The transcript is spliced from 3 exons. NCBI's taxonomy places the organism in Eukaryota, Fungi, Ascomycota, Sordariomycetes, Hypocreales, Hypocreaceae. Gene Ontology annotation, molecular function: oxidoreductase activity, acting on the CH-OH group of donors, NAD or NADP as acceptor.
AUGGCGCCCGCUGAGUAUGCUAUUCCUGUGGGAAGUUUGAUCCUAGUCACCGGUGCCAAUGGAUAUAUUGGAUCACACGUUGUCGAUCAACUGCUUGCGCUGGGUUAUAAAGUUCGAGGCACUGUUAGAGACAAGAAGCCAUGGCUAGAUGAGUUUUUCGAAAAGAAAUAUGGCAAGGGCAAGUUUGAGAGUGUUUCUGUUCAAGCGAUAGAAGCUGCUGGGGCCUUUUCCAACGUUGCAGAGGGGGCCAGUGGAGUCGUUCACGUGGCUUCGGAUGUCUCUUUUGGACUCGAUCCCAAUGUCGUCAUCCCGAUUGCAGUACAGGGCACGAUCAACAUUCUUGAGGCAGCUGCUAAACAACCUUCCAUAACACGUUUUGUCAUUACGUCGUCUUCUGCUGCCGUAAUUAAUCCUGAGCCAAACAAAAAGGGUGUCAAGAUUGAUGAGAACACAUGGAACGAGGCUGCAAUCAAACUGGCAUGGAGCGGUAACCUGACCGGCAAUGUUCCUGAGGGCCUUGAAGGCGCUAUUGUGUACUCGGCCUCAAAGACCGAAGCAGAAAAGGCCGCAUGGAAGUGGGUUCAAGAGAAUAAGCCUAACUUUGUUCUUAAUACUGUCCAGCCCAACUUUAAUGUGAGUAAACCUUUGGACUUUUCUUGCUAUGGAAAUCGCUGA